Messenger RNA from Panicum virgatum (switchgrass), 1037 nucleotides. RefSeq lists its product as uncharacterized. Lineage: Eukaryota; Viridiplantae; Streptophyta; Magnoliopsida; Poales; Poaceae. The record is from RefSeq and is a predicted model, not a curated record. Bases 82 to 828 code for a protein of 248 amino acids. The transcript has a single exon.
CAAACCAAAGGCGUCAAACUGACAUCCAAAGCAACUCUUUUUUCUUGGAAAUAAAGAACUAUCCAGACAUCCAGUACUACGAUGGCAACCGCGCGAGCUCUCCGGCUAGUGGCCUCGACGCCGUCCGCCACCCACCGGCACCGCAGCCUCCUGGCCGUGCAACGCCGUCUCCUGUCCGCCUCCACGGAAGCCGCUGGUGCGGGUGACCCCGCCGUGCAUUCCGGAGACGCGCCGAGCGAUGACUACCCCGAACGCGCCCCGAGGUUCUCCGGCGCUGAGGAGGCCACCAGAGGAGGCCACGGCAAGCACGCACCGACGCCGCCGGCUCCCGGCUCCAAGGAGCGCGUCCCGCCGUUCGCGCCGUCCGGAGGUAAGCUGGGGGGAACACAGGAGUUCGCCGAUCCGACGGCAGCCUCUUCGUUCACGCAGAAGCGGCGGCUGUCCGCCGGCGCGGGGCUGGCGCGCGACUCGCGGGAGGAGGUAACGCCCGGCGGCGAGGAGUCCGCGGCGCGGAAGGUGAGGGAGGAGGACCGGGAGUACUACCGGACGCACAAGCCGUCGCCGCUGGCGGAGGUGGAGUUCGCCGACACGAGGAAGCCCAUCACGCGCGCCACGGACGGCAGCGCCACGGACCGGUACGCGGACGUGCCGCCCCGGCUGGUGGAGGACACGGUGGACGACUCGCUGGCGCGCGCCGAGGCCAUGUUCCGGGAGGCCGCGUCGCGCGGGAACCCCGAGUGGCCGCACUCCCGCGCGCUCGCCGAGAUGCUGGCGCGGCGCGAACAAGCAGGGGACGGCGCUGGGACCAGGGCGGCCUGGGGAAGCUGAAGGACACUUGUAGCGUGCUCGUUCUACGUACGUUACUCCAAUCCUCCUGUACUGUCUGAGCCACGGCCUUGGUUUUGUAGGGUUAGAUGGUAAGCGUAUAAAAACUGGUACUGUUGUUACAUACGUGUUCUGGACUCUGUAAAUUGAACAGUAAACACCGUGUUUUGUAAAAAUUUACACAAAAAGAUGAAUGCAUGCAUGGAGUGCUG